AUGUCAGUGUCUCUUCACACAGUGGUAAUCGGAAAAUGGACCCUGAUCACGUGCUUUGUGUUUGUAACCCACGCAUUAGGAUUUCAUCAAUAUUGCUUAAUCGGCGCCGGACCAGCCGGUCUACAGAUGGGAUACUUUCUGGGGAAAGCUAAUCGUGAUUAUGUAAUAUUUGAGAAGACGAAUAUGCCAGGAUCCUUCUUCGAACAUUACCCAAGACAUCGCAAGUUGAUAAGCAUCAAUAAGAUCAACACUGGGAGUACAAACAAGGAGUUUAAUUUCAGACAUGAUUGGAACUCCCUUAUUGGCGAUGGCGAUCUAUAUUUCAACACCGAGUCAUCACAAAAUAUGGUGUCCUUAGGAGCUGUUGUGACCAAUGUUGUGCCCUCAGGAGCUGUUGAGCCCAAUAUGAUGUCCUUAGGAGCUGUUGUGCCCAAUGUGGUGUCCUUGGGAUCUGUUGUGUCUAAUAUGGUGUCCUUCAGAGCUGUUGAGUCAAUUGUGUUGUCCUUAGGAGCUGUUGUGCCCAAUGUGGUGUCCUUGGGAUCUGUUGUGCCCAAUAUGGUGUCCUUCAGAGCUGUUGUGCCCAUGUCCUUGGGAGCUGUUGUGCCCAAUAUGGUGUUCUUAGGAGCUGUUGUGCCCAAUAUGGUGUCCUUAGCAGGUGUUGUACCCAAUAUAGUGUUCUUAGAAGCUGCUGUGCCCAAUGUGGUGUCCUUAGGCGCUGUUGUACCAAUUGUGUUGUCCCUAGCAGCUGUUGUGCCCAAUGUGUUGUCCCUAGGAGCUGUUGUGCCCAAUGUGUUGUCCCUAGGAGCUGUUGUGCCCAAUGUGGUGUCCCUAGGAGCUAUUGUGCCCAAUAUGGUGUCCUUAGGAGCUGUUGUGGAAUUUUCAAGAGAUUUUUUCCCAAACGCUGAUGUUAUAUUAGAAUAUUUUCAAGCAUAUAAGACCAAGUACAAUAUACGUGUACAGUAUAAUACAACGAUUGUGAAUGUUGGACGUGAUAACACGGCUGUGAGUUUAUUCUCAUUAAGAGACCAGAAGGGUACUGUCCAUACAUGCAAGACUGUUAUCGUCAGUACCGGGAUAGCUAUACCCAAUGUGCCAGACUAUGAAGGCAUUGAAAAUACCAUAGGCUAUGAGGACAUGCCGAUGAACAUGUCGAUGUACGAUGGGAAAACUGUGCUCAUUCUUGGCAAAGGUAACUCGGCCUUUGAAACGGGGACAGCGAUAUCGUAUGUUGCGAACUUAGUUCAUCUCGUGUCUAAUAGAAUAGAGGAAGACGCUUGGAACAGUCAUUACGUUGGCGAUGUAAGGGCUGUCAACAACGAAUUGUAUGAUACCUUCUAUUUAAAGUCUUUAGAUGGAUUAUUCGUGCUUGCUACGGGAACCGGCAUGGAACAACCACGAUUCGUGAAGGACGAAAGCAGUGAAAAAAUAAGUAUCAGGUUUAAUCAUUUGAUAUCGGACAAAGAUAAUUACAUGUUUAGAUGGGAAUACGACUACGUCAUCAGAUGCACGGGGUUUGUCUUCGACUUCAGUAUUUUUGACAAAACAUGCCGGCCGAAACCGAAAUUCCCGUGGAAUAAAAAUCGACGACCUAAAUACCCUCUUAUAGAUCACACCUACCAAGCAGUUGACGUUCCUGGGUUAUACUUUGCAGGAACAGUGACACACUCGCUGGAUUUUAAGAAGUCGUCUGGUGGUUUUUUACAUGGGUUCCGUUACACAACACAGGCUCUUCACCGAAUACUCGAAUACCAGAACCAUAGAAAACAAUGGCCGUCCAUUAAAAUGUCAAUUUCAGAAUUAUUGAAUCAUAUUAUCAAACGAGUGAAUGAAGCUUCUGGCUUGUACCAAAUGUUUGGCGUAUUAAGUGACGUCAUGAUAUUAUCAAGUGAUGAAAAAUACGAAUAUCUGGAAGACUAUCCAAUACAACUGUUACCAACUUUUAAAAAUAUUACCGGAAAAGAAGCAGACCGAAUUAUUGUCUUCACUCUGCAGUACGGAUCUGGAGAAGGAGUGGAAUUAAACAUAGCCAAGCAGGCGCAUACGUCCUUCUUUCUGCACCCGAUGUUUCAUUAUUACGAGCGAAUACCAACAGAUAAAGAUAUGAUUAUGCAUAAUAAGCUUUUAUACAACGGACUGCCUCGGCCCACCAAAUUGCACCAUAUAACGUCAGAUUUUAGGACGUCAUGGUCUACACCUAACAGUCACAUUCUACCACUUCGUCGAUUCCUGGAGUCUUGUGUAGGGCAGGAUCUGCGAUAUAAUUACGACGACGAGUGUUUUCAACUGACUAUGACGCACAAGAACCCACCAAUCGGGUGUCAACAAUCCUAUGCGAGUGGUUUGAGGAUUUCGAGAUCAGCUUAA
Saccoglossus kowalevskii is the source of this 2364-nucleotide messenger RNA. RefSeq names its product FAD-dependent oxidoreductase domain-containing protein 2-like. Gene Ontology annotation, cellular component: endoplasmic reticulum lumen. The record is from RefSeq and is a predicted model, not a curated record. Gene Ontology annotation, molecular function: monooxygenase activity; flavin adenine dinucleotide binding. Lineage: Eukaryota; Metazoa; Hemichordata; Enteropneusta; Harrimaniidae. Gene Ontology annotation, biological process: ERAD pathway.